ACAAACACAAACACAGAGAGAGACAUAGGAAUAUAUAUAAAAGGCUCGCUGUUUUCACCUUUCGCCUCCUCUUUAACUUUCCAUUCAAACUCCACGGCGCAGAUCCGAGGAGUUUGGAAAAACCCUAGCCCUCUCUUCAAACCUCUUUCAAUAAUCUUUCACUCUACUUUUCUUCAACACUUUCAGUAAUCAUCUAGAGGGUGAAGGAAUUUUUUCUGGGGAACUGUUGGCUUAAGUGGUCUAUGUAAGAAAAGGGAGCAGUUUUAGCUAUGGCAGGUGCAGCUCCGGAAGGUUCACAAUUUGAUGCUCGUCAGUUUGAUGCUAAAAUGAAUGAGUUACUCUCAACUGAUGGGCAAGAGUUCUUCACCUCAUAUGAUGAGGUUUAUGAAAGUUUUGAUUCAAUGAGAUUGCAUGAAAACCUUCUGAGAGGAAUCUAUGCUUACGGUUUUGAGAAGCCUUCUGCAAUUCAGCAAAGGGGGAUUGUUCCUUUCUGCAAAGGCCUUGAUGUAAUUCAACAGGCUCAGUCUGGAACUGGGAAAACAGCAACUUUCUGCUCUGGGAUUUUGCAACAACUUGAUUAUGAGCUUGUCCAGUGCCAGGCUUUGGUUUUGGCACCCACUAGGGAACUUGCACAACAGAUUGAGAAGGUUAUGCGGGCACUUGGUGAUUAUCUUAAUGUCAAGGUUCAUGCUUGUGUUGGUGGCACAAGUGUUCGUGAGGAUCAACGCAUCCUUCAGGCAGGUGUUCAUGUUGUUGUAGGCACCCCUGGUCGUGUAUUUGACAUGUUGCGAAGGCAGUCACUUCGUCCUGAUUACAUUAAGAUGUUUGUACUGGAUGAGGCUGAUGAAAUGCUUUCUCGUGGUUUCAAGGACCAGAUCUAUGAUAUUUUCCAGCUACUUCCCGCCAAGGUUCAGGUUGGGGUGUUCUCUGCUACAAUGCCGCCUGAAGCCCUUGAGAUCACCAGGAAGUUUAUGAACAAGCCUGUGAGAAUCUUGGUGAAGCGAGAUGAACUCACCCUUGAGGGUAUCAAGCAGUUUUAUGUGAAUGUUGAGAAGGAAGAGUGGAAGCUUGAGACACUAUGUGAUCUCUACGAAACCCUGGCCAUCACCCAAAGUGUCAUCUUUGUGAACACACGGCGCAAGGUUGACUGGCUCACUGACAAGAUGCGUGGCCGUGACCAUACAGUCUCAGCCACCCAUGGUGACAUGGACCAGAAUACUCGUGAUAUAAUUAUGCGUGAAUUUCGCUCUGGAUCUUCCCGUGUUCUCAUCACCACUGACCUCUUGGCUCGUGGUAUUGAUGUGCAGCAAGUCUCCUUGGUCAUAAACUUUGAUCUGCCGACUCAACCAGAAAAUUACCUUCACCGUAUUGGACGAAGUGGACGGUUUGGGAGAAAGGGUGUUGCCAUUAAUUUUGUUACAAAGGACGAUGAGAGAAUGCUGUUUGACAUUCAGAAGUUCUACAAUGUGCAAGUUGAGGAGCUGCCAUCAAAUAUUGCAGAUCUCCUGUGAUGAAGUCUUUUUUGGUUUUGUUUGAGGCAUGGGGUUCUCUUCCUUUCAUAGUACUAUUUAUUUUUUAUAACUUCUUAAUUUUGUUUUGUUUUUUUUUUUCCCAUCUAGUGUCCCAAGUUCAUGUCGGCAAACAUAUCUGACCUUUUAAUGAAUUGGGUUUAGGGCUUGCAUAUUAUUGCAACAUAAAGACAGUUCAGUUCCUAUUUCA
Messenger RNA from Quercus robur (English oak), 1719 nucleotides. RefSeq names its product eukaryotic initiation factor 4A-11-like. Bases 270 to 1511 code for a protein of 413 amino acids. Gene Ontology annotation, biological process: cytoplasmic translational initiation. Gene Ontology annotation, cellular component: cytoplasmic stress granule. NCBI's taxonomy places the organism in Eukaryota, Viridiplantae, Streptophyta, Magnoliopsida, Fagales, Fagaceae. The transcript has 6 exons. The record is from RefSeq and is a predicted model, not a curated record. Gene Ontology annotation, molecular function: translation initiation factor activity; RNA helicase activity; ATP binding.